AUGCACACAUUCAAGACUGCAACCAUCAAACACAGUACAUUGCUAUGCAACCGUCAUUUUUCAACUGAAGCUCCUCCACUUUAUUCUAGUCAUUCACCUGAAAUCAUGAUAUUUGAUCGUAUUGCAAAGAAGCGACAAAGAGAUAGAGCAGCUCUUUUUCCUGACAGUCGCUUGGUGGAUUAUUUAAAGGAUGAAAUGGCUGAUCGGUUGGCUGAUCGUUUCUUGGAUAUCAAGAAAGAGUUUGAUGUUGUAUUGGAUUUAGGAUGUGGAUUUGGGCAUAUCAUCAAGUUUGCUGAUCCAGAGAGUAUCAAGAAACUAGUCAUGAUGGACAUGUCUGAAAAAAUGCUAUCAAGGGACAGCCAUAUUCCAUAUCCAAUUCCGGCUGAGCGCAUUGUAGGAGAUGAAGAAGCUUUGCCUUUUUCCAACGACACAUUUGACGCAGUUGUUAGUAAUCUGAGUCUGCAUUGGGUCAAUGAUCUUGCAGGAGCAUUGAUUCAAGUCAAACAUGCAUUGAAACCAGAUGGAGUGAUGAUCGCUAGUAUGUUUGGUGGAGAUACCUUGUUUGAAUUACGCACAUCAUUACAAUUAGCUCAGACUGAGCGCGAUGGAGGUGUAUCUGCUCACGUAUCUCCCAUGACAGAUGUACGAGAUACUGGCAGUCUAUUGUCUCGUGCUGGAUUAAACCUUACUACAGUUGAUGUAGAAGAAAUUGUUGUGAAUUACCCAUCAAUGAUGGAACUCAUGGAUGAUUUGAGAGCCAUGGGUGAAGGAAACGCUAUAUAUGGAAGAAAACCUAGCAUGUCUAAAGAUGUGUUCAUGGCAGCAGCAGCAGCAUAUCAGGCAAUAUACGGCAAUCCAGACGGUACCAUUCCUGCUACGUUUCAAAUUAUAUGCAUGAUUGGAUGGAAGCCGAGUGAUACACAGCCCAAACCACUACCAAGGGGAUCAGCAAAACUAUCCCUUAAAAGCAUUGAACAGAAUGCCAGUAGUUUCGAGUCUUUUGAAGAUUCUGACAAUGGCCGAAAAAAUAAGUGA
Messenger RNA from Batrachochytrium dendrobatidis JAM81, 1035 nucleotides. RefSeq lists its product as uncharacterized. NCBI's taxonomy places the organism in Eukaryota, Fungi, Chytridiomycota, Chytridiomycetes, Rhizophydiales. Gene Ontology annotation, molecular function: S-adenosylmethionine-dependent methyltransferase activity. The record is from RefSeq and is a predicted model, not a curated record. Bases 1 to 1035 code for a protein of 344 amino acids. Gene Ontology annotation, biological process: mitochondrial respiratory chain complex I assembly. The transcript is spliced from 7 exons. Gene Ontology annotation, cellular component: mitochondrion.